This is a messenger RNA of Oncorhynchus keta (chum salmon), 557 nucleotides long. Its product is annotated as C2 domain-containing protein 2-like. NCBI's taxonomy places the organism in Eukaryota, Metazoa, Chordata, Actinopteri, Salmoniformes, Salmonidae. The record is from RefSeq and is a predicted model, not a curated record. The annotation marks the transcript as partial. The transcript has 3 exons.
CCACCCAGCAGACCCCCUUGAAGCCUCCCAGCGGCACCAAGUCCAAGCUGUCGUCUCGGAGGGUGUCAGAGCAGCCAUCCAUGCUGGGGACGAUGGGGAGUAAGGCCCUGUCCUCCUCCGACACAGAGCUGCUUAUGCUCAAUGGGUCCGAUCCCGUGGCAGAGGCCGCCAUCCGCCAGCUCCACGAGUCAGCCAAGCAGAAGCUCAAGUCCCCGGUCAAGAAGAGCACCAUCAUCAUCUCAGGAGUGGCCAAGACCCCUCUUUCUCAGGAUGAUGAGAUGGCAUUGAUGGUGGGCUACGCUGCUGCGAUGGAUGCCUCCAUGUCGGAGCAGGGUUCUCAGGAGAUUUCUGUGGCGACUGCUUCAGUAGUAGGAGCCAGUAGCAACCUCCCGGAGGCGUGGUCAGAACCCCAGGAGGGCCCCAGUGGAGUUGUCCAGGCUCAAGCCCAGCAGGCCCCGGAGGACUGGGAGAGCCAAGCAGAAGAGGACACAGACAGAGAUGCAGAUAAACCUCCAUGUCCAUCUGCAUCUCAGAGUCAGACUCCAAAAAGAGCAGAG